AUGGGCUCGCGGUAUAUAAGGUUUCUGUCUGCUGUGGUGCUGCUCCAUAGUCUGCGGGAGCUCCCGUGGAGACUGCGAGUGGGAUUCGCUGGGAGCAGAGCCGCUUUGGGAUCCUCAAAGAAGUAUUUCAGGGAGAAGGAGUGUGUGACCAUUGUCAGAAUGGGGAGAGCGGGGAAUUCAGACCUAGCACCUGCGGAGCCUCCGCAGCAUAGCGACCAUAAGCGCAAACACCACAGUGUGGGCUUGGGCAGCAGGAGUGAUGCGGCCGGGCCCCGAGAUCGGUGCAAGCGAAGCCGAGACCUCGGGCCAGACAUGCGGAGCAGCCUCCUCCCGGGCGAAGUCGAGGACCGCAACAGGAGCACUCACAGAGUGGGGCACGGCCAGGCCGAACCUGCGGAACAAAAAAUGAAACGGGAUAAGCGGGAGGGAGCCUCCGAAGCUGCCGCCGGCCCCAAGGCUGGCUCUGGAAAUGGCUCAUCUCUCAGCAUCAAGGACAUCCCCGAACUCCAGGCACAGCUGGGCCUCGGACCUUUCCAGGUCAACGCCACCGAGAAGGAAGCAGGGAGAGUAUUUCUGGGCUCGAGGUUGAAUGGGGUGGAUCGAGAUCCCUCCUUGGAGUCGCCGGGAAGGAAGAGCCUUCUGGUGCCUCAGAGCCCAGCAAGCGGCUGGGAGAUAGAUCAUCUCAAAGCAGAGAUCUCUCGCAAGCGGCAGCUGGUGGAGGACACAAUGUUGCUGGAGGGAAGUAAAAGAUAUUUUAAACGGAGUAAGCUUGCCAGAAAAGAAGAGGAGGCAUACUUUGGAAGAUGUGCCUCCAAGAUACAGCCACAAGAGAAGGAUGAGAACCCGCUAACGUCCUUCUCUCCUGUGGCAGAACUAGACCCGACAGAGGAAAAAUUGCCAGUGAAUCUUUCCAGGCAAGAGAUCGUGUCGGGUUUGAGAGGAAGAGGCGAACCCGUAAGAUUGUUUGGAGAAACAGAUUAUGAUGCUUUUCAGCGGUUAAGAAAGAUGGAGAUUCUCAUGCCCGAAGUGAACAAGGGUUUGAAGAAUGACUUGAAGGCGGCUUUGGAUGAGGUUGAACAACAACACUUCCAGGACAUUGUUGCUGGAGAAGACACACAGAAGGAUCUGAAAGCCCGCGAAGAAAACACUACUUUUGAAGAAUUUGAGGUAUUGGGACAGUCCUUAGGAAGGGGGGAUGAUUACAAAGACAUGGAUUUCAUCACCAGGUUCCUUAAGUUUCUCCUUGGAGUUUGGACUCAGGAGCUCCAGGCUAGAGAAGAGCAUGUAAAAUGCAGUGCGCAGGGCAAACUGAACAGUGCCGCCCAGAAACAGACAGAAUCCUAUCUGAGGCCACUUUUCAGGAAACUGCAAAAGAAAGCCAACGAGGCUUAUCUUCAGAUGGCCAUUGGAAAUGCCCCCUGGCCAAUUGGAGUCACUAUGGUCGGUAUCCAUGCCAGAACUGGUCGUGAAAAGAUCUUUUCCAAGCAUGUUGCCCACGUUCUAAAUGAUGAGACACAACGAAAAUUUAUUCAGGGUUUAAAAAGAUUAAUGACCCUUUGCCAGAUGCACUUCUCUGCACAUCCAUCAAAAUGUGUGGAGUACAAUGCGCUGUGA
Antechinus flavipes (yellow-footed antechinus) is the source of this 1614-nucleotide messenger RNA. Its product is annotated as pre-mRNA-splicing factor 18-like. Lineage: Eukaryota; Metazoa; Chordata; Mammalia; Dasyuromorphia; Dasyuridae. Gene Ontology annotation, biological process: RNA splicing; generation of catalytic spliceosome for second transesterification step. The record is from RefSeq and is a predicted model, not a curated record. The transcript has 2 exons. Bases 1 to 1614 code for a protein of 537 amino acids. Gene Ontology annotation, cellular component: U2-type post-spliceosomal complex; U4/U6 x U5 tri-snRNP complex; U5 snRNP.